AUGUACCAAAGGAACCUCUUCUCAUUUCACAGGAGAUUUUCCCAAAUAGCAUCAUCAAUAAACACAAAUACAUCUAUUGAGUUUUUCCCGAAUACAAAGGAAGAUUUAAUAUCCAAACUUGCAUUAGUCUUGCAAUCUUGUUCAACCCCUAAUCCUGGUCCUCAAGUCGUUCAACAAGGCCAACAACUUCAUGCCCAGAUAAUCGUCAACGGAAUCAACCAUGUGGGUCUUCUGGGUUCAAGAUUACUUGGGAUGUAUAUACUUUGUGGGAAAUACAAUGAUGCGAAGACAAUUUUUCAUCAACUUGAUCUUUUCUACGCAUCGCCAUGGAAUUGGAUGAUUAGAGGGUUCACCAUGAUGGGGUGUUUCGACCAUGCAAUCUUAGUUUAUUUCAAGAUGUUAGGACACGAAACUUGUCCAGAUAAGUAUACAUUUCCAUACGUGAUAAAGGCAUGUGGUCGUUUGGGAGCAAUCCGUUUGGCUAAAUCCAUUCAUCAAACGAUUCAAAUCAUGGGUUUUGAGACGGAUGUUUACGUAGGUAGUUCCUUGAUCAAACUGUAUGCGGAAAACGGCUGCAUUAAUGACGCACGAGACCUGUUCGAUAAAUUGCCUCAGAGAGAUGAUGUAUUAUGGAACGUUAUUCUUAAUGGUUACUUGAAACACGGGGAUCCCAAACAUGUUCUCUUACUCUUUAACCAAAUGAGAAGUUCCAAUGUUCGACCAGGGUCAGUGACCUAUGCAUGUGUCCUCUCUGCAUGUGCCUCUGAUGCAAAUAUUAAACUUGGCACUCAACUUCACGGGCUUCUAACUAAGUGUGGACUUGUAUCGGAUCCUCAAGUGCUCAACACGUUAAUUGGUGUAUACACAAAGUGCCAAAGACUGUUUGAUGCACGAGAGUUAUUCGAUAGCAUACAAGAAGCCGGAUCGGUUACUUGGAAUGUGAUAAUUGGCAUGAAACCAGAUACUGUAACUUUGGCUAGCUUCCUUCCAUGUAUAACUGAGUCAACUGCUAUAACCCAUGGGAAGUGGAAAUGGCACAAAAUGUUUUCACUUAUACUCCCGGUAUAG
Molecule: messenger RNA, 1068 nt
Organism: Lactuca saligna
Lineage: Eukaryota; Viridiplantae; Streptophyta; Magnoliopsida; Asterales; Asteraceae
Source: the annotation of a GenBank genome assembly